Molecule: messenger RNA, 933 nt
Organism: Hyaloperonospora brassicae
Lineage: Eukaryota; Oomycota; Peronosporomycetes; Peronosporales; Peronosporaceae
Source: the annotation of a GenBank genome assembly
AUGAGUGGCGACAAUGGGACAAACAAACCGACCUCUGGCGUCGUGUCCUUCGUGACCGGCGGAUUCGGCGGCGUGUGCCUCGUGGCAACGGGUCAUCCGCUGGACCUGAUUAAGGUCAACAUGCAGACACAGGCACAGCCGCUGCCGGGUCAGUCGCCCAUGUACUCGAGCGCCAUUGACUGCGCCCGCAAGAUGGUCGCCAAAGAUGGGAUCCGCGGACUGUACCGCGGUAUGUCUGCGCCGCUUGUCGGCGUCACGCCCAUCUUUGCCACGUGCUUUUGGGGCUACGACAUGGGCAAACUCAUUGCGGUCAAGGCUUCAGGUCAGUCGCCGUCGAGCCCUUUGUCCAUGGGACAGAUUAUGUUUGCCGGGGGGUUCUCCGCCAUCCCAGCCACUGUGGUCAUGGCACCAGGUGAGCGGAUCAAGUGCUUGCUCCAAAUCCAAGCGCAGGCUGUGGAACGUGGUGAACCAAAGCUGUACAAUGGUAUGGUCGACUGUGCCAAGAAACUGUACCGCACGGGCGGUCUCUCGAGCAUCUUUCGUGGCUGGGAAGCUACGCUGCUGCGUGACGUGCCUGGCUCGGUGGGGUACUUUGGCGGGUUUGAAGCUAUUAAACGAGGCAUAACGCCCGCGGGCCAGAACCCGUCCGACUUGAACGCGUUCCGUGUGUUCGUGGCGGGCGGCUUUGCCGGGAUCAUCAACUGGGUCAUUGCCAUUCCGCCCGAUGUGAUCAAGUCGCGCAUCCAGACCGCGCCAGAGGGCACGUACCGUGGCAUUGUGCACUGCUUCCAGGUACUCAUGAAGCAAGAAGGACCAGGCGCGCUUUUCACGGGCGUGGGACCAGCCAUGGCACGCGCGUUUCCAGCGAACGCCGCCUGCUUUCUUGGUGUCGAGUUCUCGAAAAAGUUUCUGGCCUUCUUGGGCAUCUACUAG